CCGGAAUGACACUCGACAGCAUGACGGCUGUCGGCCGUCAAUUAGGCCCGUGCAUAUGUCAUGUCAAUUAGUAGUAAUUUUCAAAUUAGGAAAACAAUUUUCGUGAUAAUCUUCUUCGAAGAGGUCGUUUAGUGCACCUGAUCGGCAUGUCGCGCCCCUCGAGCCCCUUAAAGGCGUCGCACUUGCGGUAGUCCCGGAUUUCGCCCCCCUUUUGAAGCGUCAGCGCGAUGGAGCCCCCCGAGCUGGACAACAACAAUGGCAACAACACGGUGCUGGUGUUUAGGGCUGCGACCAGAGCCACCCUGUCCAAUCUGCUCAACCCCAUGAAGCUGCUGCCCAACGACAAAGGGGUGCCCAGAGACUGGCAUGGUGUGGCGGAAAAAGCCGGACUAUCUGGGGAACUCAUCCGCAGCCUGGCCAACGAUCCAGACCCGACCGGUAAAGUGCUGAAAAUGUGGAGCGACACCUGGAAAAGCGAAGCCACCAUCAGCAAGCUGAUUGGCUAUCUGGAGGAUCUGGAUCGCCUCGAUGUGGUGGACGAUGUUCUUCCAUUGAUCGCUGACGAUUUGAGGUUCUUCCAAGAGAAUCUGGCCAAUGGGAAGACAGUGGCCGCCUUCGAUCUGGACCUGGACAAGCACAUUCUGACCAGGGAUGACGUAUUUCGGAUGCAGGAGGGUCUCGAGCCGCAACUUUAUGACGCUUUUGUGCUGUUCGACGACGACGACAUCGCGUUUGCCACCGAAAUUAUCGACAACAUGGAGAAAAACCACGACAUGAAGUUCUGCAUAAAAGAGCGCGAUCUGGUGGCGGGCGGCUCGGAGCAUGACGCCGUCAUCAAGCUGAUCGCGGAAAGGUGCGCCCGACUGAUCGUCGUCAUUUCGCCGGCCUUCCUGGAAAGCAACGCCAACAAGUUCUUCUACAGCGUUGCCCAAUCGAUUUCAAUCGAGCAGCGGCAGCGCAAGAUCAUCCCGUGCAUCUACAAGGACUGCGGCAAGUUGCCGCCCGAACUCGACUGCUACUUCAAGUUGGACUUUCGUCGAUCGGGCGCCUUGUGGAACUUCUGGGAAAAGUUGCGCGAUUCGAUCGUUGUGCCGGAAAAGGGGCGCAGAAAGUUGCUGAGUUUGCCCGAAAACAGCUUAAUCGCAACGGCUGACAUCAGCGCCCAGUCGUCGCUAAAGUCGAUUUCCAGAUCGGCGUCGAAUUCCGAUCAAUCGCUCGCAUCCACCGGCUUGAAAUCGGUCAGUUUUGGCAGCGCCAGCUUGAAUAAUCUGCCCGAAGCUCCAGCAUCUGCUCCAGACUCGGCCAGUAUUAACGGACUUCUGGAUCAUUCAUCCAGGAAAAACUCGCUGCUUCAGCGCAUUAAAAGCUCGUUGACGCCAAAGUCGCGCGCCAAUCCGGUGACCAGGCCGGAAGAAUUGGCGCUCAAGAGUGGACCGGAUGAAAUCGGUCCGGCGGACGCGAACAAUGCGAAACCGUUGAAGAAGAAGAAGAAAAAGAUCAGUUUCCGGCUGCAGAAGAAGAAGAAGGCCGUCCUGGCGGACACCGGAUAGAUUUGGAUCUGGAUCUGGAUGCGUUUCGAUGUGUGGAUCGGUUUUAGCCCGUUUGCUUUCCAGAAUUUAGCACAAUUCUAGGGGAAUUCAACGAGCCGAUCUGUUUUAUGUAUUGAAUUCUAUGUUUAAGUAAAGUUUUAAUUGUUUUUGGAAAUAUACCAGGCGUCAUUUUAA
Molecule: messenger RNA, 1724 nt
Organism: Dendroctonus ponderosae (mountain pine beetle)
Lineage: Eukaryota; Metazoa; Arthropoda; Insecta; Coleoptera; Curculionidae
Gene: Myd88
Product: myeloid differentiation primary response protein MyD88
Exons: 8
Coding region: 228-1550 (440 amino acids)
Biological process (GO): defense response to Gram-positive bacterium; positive regulation of canonical NF-kappaB signal transduction; innate immune response
Cellular component (GO): plasma membrane
Molecular function (GO): TIR domain binding; Toll-like receptor binding
Source: RefSeq, a predicted model, not a curated record